AAAGACGUUGAAAGAGUGGCCCACAGACCAGAACUGGACAUUAUUUAUUCAUGACAUACAUUGAGCAAAGUAACUUAACCCGAAUCGCCUGUACUAUAUCCAUGUCAUUUUUUUGAUGCGGAUGAGGACGUAAGCAACAAGCAGUUGCUCCAUUGAUGUUUUGCAAGUAAUAUUUUGGUUACUCCAUCAACAUCGUGACCUAUUGGUUUUGCAACUUUGCAUCGCUAUCAUCGGCUAUGUGAGUUAUUAUGUUGUGAACAGUUGAAAAGCAGUCGUUAUUGGAUACAGCGAUACAGGCGAUUGUUGCUAAGAGCUGUGAGGGAGUUAGUAUGGAGGCAGUAGUACAUCUAGCUUCCUCGGACCAAAUGAACCAAGACGAUUCUUUGUUGGCUGGUUAUUACACCGAAAUAAGCACUGAUAUUACAUGGGAUGAAAACACUGCAACCGAACAUCUUCUGUUUGACGACUGGAACGCUACCGUCACAUCAACGACGGAUGCUCCGGAAGGCAAUGUUAAUAUUACGCGGGUACUACUUGCGAGUAUAGCCUUGCUGAUCAUUAACUUAGCAGUUAUAAUUGGAAAUAUUCUGGUAUUGUUGGCUGUAUAUUGCGAGCGAGCUCUUCGAACGGUGACCAACUAUUUCAUCGUCAAUUUAGCGAUAGCCGAUCUACUUCUUGGAACUUUAGUAUUACCAUUCUCAGGUGCCUUCGAAGUCAUACACUAUUGGCCUUUUGGAGGAGCAUUUUGUGAUAUUUGGGCAGCUGUGGAUGUUUUGUGUUGCACUGCGUCAAUAAACAGUCUGUGCUGCAUUAGCGUCGAUCGUUAUAUUGGAGUUACAAAACCAUUAAAGCACCGACUAAUAAUGACACCAAGACGAGCUGUAAUGCUCAAUAUUUUCGUUUGGUUAAUAUCUUUUGGAAUUGCCGUCGGACCAUUGUUUGGAUGGAGACCCGUAAAAACAUCAGACAUGGAGUGCCCAUUAUCGGACUCUAUCGGAUAUGUAUUUUUCUCAGUAGCGGGCUCAUUUUACAUUCCUUCAACUAUCAUACUCAUUCUUUACUUUCGAAUUUACCGAGCGGUGUCACGGGAAACCAAAACUAUACAAGCUAGGUCUCGAAGACGAUAUGGCGAUACUGAAAAUGGGCAUGCAAGACAUGUCAUUCUUCGCAUUCAUGUUGGUAAUAAAAGACACUCUGGUGAGAAUUGUAAUCGCCGAUCAGACGGUUUGUCUUCGGGUUCAUCCAGAUCCAGGAAUCUCUCGCAAAGAACUGCAACGUUCAACAGAGAAAAGAAAGUUGCCAAAACCCUUGGCAUUGUUGUUGGUGUCUUCAUCAUUUGCUGGUUGCCAUUUUUCUUUUUUCUACCACUAACCUCUGUAUGUCAAAGUUGCAAGCUUCCAGAUGUUGUCUUCACAUUCUUCUUCUGGCUCGGGUACUGCAACAGUUGUGUCAAUCCAGUUAUAUACGCCAUGUCCAACCUUACAUUCCGUAAAGCUUUUCGGAAGAUUAUCACAUGUUGGUAUUGUAAAGACCAUCGUGGCUUACGGAGGACAUUGGGUUCAAGGCGAUCCUCAAAUGUGUCUCGUCUUACUUCAAGCACGCCAAUGUCAAGUCCCAUGGUCAUGAGCCGUGUUAAGCGACUUACUUCAAAUACACCAAGUAAUUUGUCUAUGUUCCGGAGAAAACCAACAUCAACGAGGACCUCACAGCUGACAAAUAGCAAGCAACACCCCAUGCCGGAUUAUCGGACAUGCGAGGCAGACAUUAAUCAAUCGAAUGUAAAUAAAGUGUUUUGUGAUAAACUUAAAAAUGAAAGAUGUGGAAUGUCGACUUUUGACAUUGAGUCAACAACUGAUGAUAAGAGCAGUUUCAGAGAAGAUAAGCAAAGUAAACCGCAGGAUGCUAAUCAAACCACGAACUCUGAUGAUUACGGGCAUUUUCAAGUAGAUCUUAAUAACAGUGUUAGCUUAUCGGACAAUAGCAAUAAUAAUUCUAAGGGCUUUCAUGAGCCACUCGCACAUUCAUUUUGCAGUGAUAACCAAUCCCAGUGUUCUAAGACAGAUCUGAGCACAGUGGUCAGUUUCAAACAUUUAACUGACACGCACUUGUCAAAUGGCAUAUACGAUUCCAGGGAGACACCUGUUUGAUGUUAAGUCGUGUUUUGUUAGACUAUAGGUGCCCUAAAAAGGCACUAUAUUUAGUAAAAGGUAAGUGAAUGCUUCCAUUUCUGAUGUUACGAAGUCAUUUAGAUCCAAGUGGACAACAUAACAGACAAAACCCCCUAAAAAUGGGAAAGAAACGCCGAAAUGAACGGAGAUUGGAAUCAAGGAGUUUUAGCAAAAUAAAAUUAUAAUUAUUUUAAUAAUUUACAAUUCACAAAUAAAUACACACUAAUCAGUUUAGAUAAACAGAUGGGAAACGAAGUAAAUUAUUACAUCAUAAAUCAUAAUUAUGACUCAUACGGAUCAGCCAUUUUGUCAUCGUGGCGGUACGGAUAGGGCCUGUGCGACAGAUCGAAAGUCGCGAAAGUUCUUGCUGAUUACACCAGGUAUAUUGAAAGAGCGAGAUUGACACUAACUGAAUACCCUUCUAGAGUCUUCCGUGAGGGUACAGCCUCCGGACACCGAAUCAUAUUUCAGGAAUUUUUUACUUAAGGAGUUAAUCUCGCAGAAGCCCCGCGACAUUUUUUUUUUAUACAAACCAUACAACAUAUUUAUGAAAGUUUACUAUAUGGUAUUAUCGACCUGUGUCAGGCUUUGGCUUUUUCACCGUCCCAUGGUCCAUGUAGAUGUUAUUAAGUUCGUAUAUCUAUAAAACAUGUCAGUGCCUUUUGGGUGUUUUAUCACGUGUUGUCAAAAUUUGAAGUAUACAGUGUUUAAACGUCGGUGAAGGGCAAAACCUAAUUUGAAAAUUUGACGGGAUAACAUAUAUUAUUAUUGUUGUUAAAAUAGUACGUGUUGUCAAAAAUUUGAAGAGAUAAUUAUAUAAUAUUUGAUGACUUUGAGGGGGAUACACGAAUAUAUUGAAUUAUGAUUGUCUUAUUUUCUCUAUCACGGAAAAAAAAAUCGCCUUUGUCUCUCUUUGUGAUAUCUUCGAGUUUGACGUGUCCUCCGAAGGAUUGCCUCCAUUUUGAUUGAAAUCCUUCAUUGUAAAAACGUUGGGCAAAAUGGGUUGAUAUGUAGACCAACGUUGGUCAGCUUAUCAAUAGGUUAAACUCUUGGGCAAUUUCUUCCCAAUAGUUGGACGAUGUUUACCCAAAUGAGUUGAACCAGAGUUGAAACGAGUCACUGACUUUUGUGACUCGAGUCGAGUAGAGUCAUUUUAAAGAAGUGACUUGAGUCGAGUCGAGUCAUUAGGUCAAGA
Patiria miniata (bat star) is the source of this 3363-nucleotide messenger RNA. RefSeq names its product alpha-1A adrenergic receptor-like. Gene Ontology annotation, molecular function: alpha1-adrenergic receptor activity. The record is from RefSeq and is a predicted model, not a curated record. The coding region runs from base 330 to 2147 and encodes 605 amino acids. Lineage: Eukaryota; Metazoa; Echinodermata; Asteroidea; Valvatida; Asterinidae. The transcript has 3 exons. Gene Ontology annotation, cellular component: membrane. Gene Ontology annotation, biological process: positive regulation of cytosolic calcium ion concentration; adenylate cyclase-activating adrenergic receptor signaling pathway; phospholipase C-activating G protein-coupled receptor signaling pathway.